AUGUCGAAUUCCGACGCCAAGAACAUACGCAUCAUGCUCCUGUUGGAGAGGGAAACGCAGAUCUUCUUUGACCUGCCCUACUUCGAGGGGCUGGUGCUCGCUGGCGCGUGGAACGAUGCGGACUGGUACCUCAAGGGAUUUACCAAGCUCGAUGAGAAUUGGUGGUCGCAGAAGAUCUUCUUCGAAUUAUACAAGACAAUGUUCUUCGAGGCCCUUGUUAGAUCUGAUACAGCGAAGGCGGUGGAGAUCCUUAGGAAAUACCUCAGACUGUUCGAACCAAUUGAUAAGGAAAUCUUUACUGAAUUGUGCCGUCUCCUGUCGCUGGAGCAUGAGGAGCUAAAAAAUUUGGGAGAUACGAAUUCGAUGAGGCAAGGACUAUGCAGAGAGUUAACGGAGCUGAUCAAGGCGAAUCCUGUCUUGAAGGACAAAUUGGAGAUGCCCAAAAUGGGACCCUCGAGUCCGCGCACAAUGAUUGAUCAAAAUUUCCCUUCGCCCGAGCCCCUUGCCCAAAUGGAACCACAUGCGAUUGGCCUCAAUGCCACAUAUUCGCCUACGGAAGUUUCCAGUACUCUGCCUACUCAGCGCAGUCAGCGUCCUCGGCAUUCUUUAGAUGUUUUGCCGAGGACUGUUAUUAUGACUUUGAUUCAGGGUUCUCUUGUUUCAACGAUGGAUUUUAAUCCUGCUCAUCCAACAGUUCUUUUAGUGGGAACAAGUACCGGUGAAAUCUCAGUUUGGGACCUAACUGUGCGAGAGAGGAUUCAUCAUAGAAAUUAUGUAAUUGGGAAUGCUUCAGAGGCCUUCCAAAUGGCUCCUGCAAGUGAUCCUACCAUUGCUGCCAACCGUGUGAGAUGGGAUCCUAAUGGAAUAAUAUUUGGUGUUGCAUUUUCCAAGAACAUUGUGCACUUAUACAACUACAAUGACCAUCAUGAACUAACAAACAAAUCUGAGAUUGAAGCUCAUGUUGGUGGAGUUAAUGAUAUUGCUUUUUCUCGACCACAUGGACUAUUGUAUGUUAUUACCUGCGGAGAUGACAAGAUCAUAAAGGUGUGGGAUGCAGAGUCUAAAUCCCUUGUACGGACUUUCGAAGGUCAUAGCGCUCCUGUAUGUUCAGUAUUGCCGCAUUCUAGGGAAGAUUUUCAUUUUAUCUUCUCGAGUUCCAUGGAUGGGAGAAUGAAAGCAUGGUCUUAUAAUAAUGUUCAUAACUCUGCAAUUGAUUGUCCUAUGCAAGGAAAUUCUUUUUGUAACAUGGCAUAUAAUGCUGAUGAAACAAGGUUGUUCGCUUGUGGGAUCCGUGAGGAUGGUCUUGCAUACCUUGAGCAGUGGGAUGACCAAAAUGGGAACAAAGUGUGCUCUUAUGUUGGUUUCAAUAACCAAUGUAAUGGAGUGCCCCAAUUCGAUGUUGCAAAUAUUGGUAUUUUAGCUGCAGGAGAAGAAUAUAAGAUCAAAUUUUGGGACACGGACUAUGUCAACCUUUGGACAACUAUCGAUGCCGAGGGUGGAUUACCGGCAUUGCCAUGCAUCCGGUUCAACAAGAGCGGGUCGUUGUUGGCUGUUUCAACAAAUGACAGCCGUUUUAAAAUACUAGCAAAUGAUGAUGCUCAGCAACUAUUGAAUAUCGGAAAUCAGCCUAAUGUUGUUCCUGGACCAUCUUCAGAGCCCAAGUCAAAGAAUGGUGAGAGUCCAAUUUCAAGAUAUGCGCAUAAUAGUGUCCCGGAGGAGUUAAAUGAUGGAUCGAGGAAGAGGAGGAAACCAAUGGAAGUUCAAAAACGCUGCCAGUACUAUUCUUUAAGGCUCCCUGAUAGGGCAGCUAAGGUAGAAAGAAUGGUGUACACAUUUUCUGGGAAUGGUAUAUUGUCACUCAAUUCUGACGGUAUUCACAAACUGUGGAAAUGGCAGAAGACUGAAGCAAAUAAAUCAGGACAGGCAACGGCAACUUUUCCUCCCCUGUUGUGGACACCUUCAAGUGGCAUGAUGAUGAACAAUGAGUUAGGCAAUGCAAAUGUAGGAGCAGCUCACUGCUUUGCACUGUCGAAAAAUGACGGUUAUCUUGUGUCCUCAUCAGGCGGAAAUACAUCUAUUGUCAAUAUGAUAAAUUUCAAGAGAGUGGAGAAGAUCAAGCAUUCGCUUCCUGCAGUCACUUUUCUUGCUUGUUAUCUGCAAGACAACAACAUUCUUGCCAUCGGCAUGCAGGAUUCAACUAUCCAAAUUGUCAACAUCCGUUUUGAUGAGGUACGGGUAUGGGGGAUCGAUGGAUGGAAAAAACAAUGUAGUAGAAGUCUAAAGAUACCUAGUGGACAGCUGUCGAGCCCUGGUGUGGAGAUCAAAAUUCAAUUUUGCCAUAAUCAGGUUCAUCUAUUGGCUGUCGCCAAGACGCAGCUUGCCAUAUAUGAUGUAGCAACACUGGAACUCUUGAAACAGUGGCAGCCUGAGAAUGGACAAAUUACAGAUGGAACGUAUUCGUGCGACAGACAAAUGAUCUAUGCAAGUUUAAUGGAUGGAGUGUACACUUUUACCUCAGAUCUUGAUGUGAGGCGCAGAAUUCGCCCCCAAGUAUAUCAGAAUCCUCAAAUUCCAAAAGUUUAUACAUUGGUCAUUGCUGCUCAUCCUUCCAAACCUACCCAGUUCGCGCUGGGACUAAGUGAUGGUAAUGUCCAAGUCUUGGAGCGUCCGGAAUCGGAAAAGCAACGGGAAACCUUACCCCCUACGGAAAGCGCUUCUUUGAACCUGGAGAUGCCGGUGGAUUCACAGCUUGCAGCCCACAGCAUCCACAAUAGAAGGUUGAAUCCAUAACAAUCUCGCCUUUCGCCGUUUUCUUUCAUUUGGCUAUUAACAUCAUCCCCAGAUUCGCCUUUCAUCAAAUACACCAAAGAGCUGAAUUCAACAGUAAUAAGCUCUUGAAAGAGGAAUUUUAUAGUAAGCUCUUGAAAGAGGAUUUUUGUAGUCAGAUACAAAAGAUGACGAGCAUAUGGAUCGAGAGCUGCUGCGUUUAAAAAUUACCUCCUGUUUUUGUUGAGUUUUUUGCUGCAUAGAAGUGUAGAUUGCAAUCUUCUAAAUUUUCUGUAACCAUCGAAGGGCAUUAAUUACUUUCUGUUUGUUGCAUACAAAAUCCUCUUAGUGAUGAUGCGUUCACUUUCUGUUUGUUGCAUAUAAAAUCCUCUUAGUGAUGAUGCGUUUUGUCGAUUUGA
This is a messenger RNA of Ananas comosus (pineapple), 3185 nucleotides long. Its product is annotated as topless-related protein 4-like. Bases 1 to 2790 code for a protein of 929 amino acids. NCBI's taxonomy places the organism in Eukaryota, Viridiplantae, Streptophyta, Magnoliopsida, Poales, Bromeliaceae. The transcript has 20 exons. Gene Ontology annotation, molecular function: protein binding. Gene Ontology annotation, biological process: regulation of DNA-templated transcription. The record is from RefSeq and is a predicted model, not a curated record.